Molecule: messenger RNA, 540 nt
Organism: Grosmannia clavigera kw1407
Lineage: Eukaryota; Fungi; Ascomycota; Sordariomycetes; Ophiostomatales; Ophiostomataceae
Exons: 3
Coding region: 1-540 (179 amino acids)
Molecular function (GO): catalytic activity
Source: RefSeq, a predicted model, not a curated record
AUGCUGGAUUUUGUCAAAAAAGCGCUGCACUAUCUGCACAAUCUGGAGUGGAGCGAGCGACAGCAGCAGCACUGUGUCUUCUGUCAUCGUGAGGAGCUCCCCGAAGUGGUCUACGUGGAAGAUGGCGUGUUUGCGAUUGAGAACCGGCGGCUGGCUGGCGAGCAACACUGGCUGAUCCUACCAGAAAAGCACGGCUGGCGCGAUAUCGAGAACCUCACGGCCGAGGACCUGCCGCUACUGGAAGCCAUGGAACGCAUGAAGAAGCGUCUGCUUGCGAGCCGAUGCCCCGACCUGUCGCCAUCUACCGUCGUCUCGGGCUUCCAUCGAGGACGGCGGCGGCUGCUGGGCAACAUCUACUAUCCCGACAUCGUGUCAAUACACCACCUGCAUCUGCACGUCAUCGUACGGCCCCGCCGGCUGCUGCGGCUGUUCAAAUAUCCAGCCUGGCUGCCGCUCAUGUGGAAGUCCGACGACCGGGUGAUGCAACACGUCCGCAAGCUGGCCGGGCCCGACAACGGACUAAGCAAGCCAGGACGGUGA